AUGGCAUCCAGAGAGCUGGGCUCCCAUCCCCAGGACCACGUCCUCCGGCACAGCUUGCAAAAGCCCGACGAGUUCUGGGCUCGCCAAGCGGAACACCUCCACUGGCACACCAAGCCCGCGAGCGUGCUGCGCCGCACGCAGCGGACCCUGCGAGACGGCCGCGUGUCCCACGACAGCUGGGAAUGGUUCCCGGGCGGCGAGAUCUCCACCUGCUACAACUGCAUCGACAGGCACGUUGAAGCGGGCCGAGGCGACAACGUUGCCAUCUACUACGACAGCCCGGUAACCGGGACGAAGGAGACGUACACCUACCGCAAGCUUCUCGACGAGGUGCAGGUGCUUGCGGGGGCGCUGCGAGCCCAGGGCGUCCGCAAGGGUGAUGUCGUCAUGCUAUACAUGCCCAUGAUUCCAGCCGCAGUCAUCGCCAUGUACGCAGUCAACCGCCUGGGCGCCGUGCACGCCGUCGUCUUUGGCGGCUUCGCCCCCCUCGCGCUCGCCCAGCGCAUCGAAGCCUGCAGCCCCGUGGCCAUCCUCACAGCCUCGUGCGGCAUAGACGGCAACAAGCCCCCCAUCGCGUACCAGCCGCUCGUCGAGGAGGCCGUCGCCCUCUCCGCCCACAAGCCUCGGCGGACGCUGAUCUGGCAGCGGCCGCAGGUGCGCUGGGACCCCGACCGCGCCAGCGGCCAACGCACCUGGCAGGAGGCCGCCGCCGCCGCCGCCACCCCCCGGCAGGCCCGGGCGGAGUGCGUGCCGGUCGCGAGCACCGACCCCGUCUACGUCAUCCACACGUCCGGCACGACGGGCGCGCCCAAGGGCGUCGCCAGGGACGCCGGCGGCCACGCCGUCGGGCUGCACCUGUCCAUGCGCUACCUGUUCGACGUCCACGGGCCCGGCGACGUGGCCUUCACCGCGUCGGACAUUGGCUGGGUCGUCGGCCACUCGUACAUCGUGUACGGCCCGCUGCUGGUCGGCGCGUCGACGGUGCUGUACGAAGGCAAGCCGGUCGGCACGCCGGACGCGUCGGCGCUGUGGCGCGUCGUCGACGAGUACCGCGUCAGCGUGCUGUUCACGGCGCCCACGGCCCUCCGCGCCGUCAAGCGCGACGACCCGGGCAGCGGGUUCCUGCGCGCGGUCGGCGGCCGCGGCGGCCUCCGCUCGCUGCGGGCGCUCUUCCUCGCGGGCGAGCGCUCCGAGCCCUCGCUCGUGUCCAUGUACCAGGGGCUCGUGGACAGGUACGCCGCGCCCGGCGCGCAGGUCGUCGACAACUGGUGGUCCAGCGAGUCCGGGUCGCCCAUCACGGGGCGCGCGCUCGGCCACCGCGCGCCCGCGACGGUGAGGCCCGGCAGCGCCGGCAAGGCCAUGCCCGGGUUCGACGUGCGAGUCGUCGACGACGCGGGCCGCCCGGUCCGGCACGGCACCAUGGGCAACAUCGUGCUGGGCCUGCCGCUGGCCCCGACGGCCUUCCGCGCGCUCUGGGGGGACCGCGACAGGUUCUACGCCAGCUACCUGAAGCGGUUCGGCGGCAGGUGGCUGGACACGGGGGACGCCGGCAUGAUUGACGGGGACGGCUACGUGCACAUCAUGAGCAGGAACGACGACGUCCUGAACGUCAGCGCGCACCGGCUGUCGAGCGGCGGCAUCGAGCAAGCCAUCACGUGCCACCCCCUCGUCGCCGAGGCCAGCGUCGUCGGCGUCCCAGACUCCAUCAAGGGCCAGCUCCCCUUUGCCUUUGUCACGCUGUCGACGGCCGCGCACGCCGCCUCGGCCGUGCCGGACGACAAGCUCGCGGCCGAGAUCCAGGGCCUGGUGCGCGCCCAGGUCGGGCCCAUCGCCUCGCUGGGCGGCAUCAUCCAGGGCUCGGGCAUGAUCCCCCGCACGCGGUCGGGCAAGACGCUCCGCCGCGUCCUGCGGGAGCUGCUCGAGAACGGGGUGCACGGCGAGUACGAAAAGGAAGUGGCGGUGCCGAGCACGGUGGAGGAUGCCUCGGUCGUCGACGUCGCGCGGGCCAAGGUCAGGGAGUACUUUGUCAAGAGGGAGGGCAAGCACGUCGCACUGGAGGCGCCGCGGCCAAGGUUGUAG
This is a messenger RNA of Ustilaginoidea virens, 2079 nucleotides long. RefSeq lists its product as uncharacterized. The transcript has 3 exons. Lineage: Eukaryota; Fungi; Ascomycota; Sordariomycetes; Hypocreales; Clavicipitaceae. The coding region runs from base 1 to 2079 and encodes 692 amino acids. The record is from RefSeq and is a predicted model, not a curated record.